Messenger RNA from Salvelinus sp. IW2-2015, 1690 nucleotides. Lineage: Eukaryota; Metazoa; Chordata; Actinopteri; Salmoniformes; Salmonidae. The record is from RefSeq and is a predicted model, not a curated record.
UCAACGCUCAACACCCGGAUGUGUGCGGCACUUCGACUGCAUAGUAGAAUAGCUGGAUCCACAUAAUAAACUGUUUGAUGGGAAUCAGAUCGCGGAUUACGACAAAAAAUGAAAUCAACUGAAUCAGUGCCGUUUUGGAAUCACUGACAGAAUGGAGGACGAUCUGGUUUCAGAGGAUGAUAUCUUGCUCCGGUCUGAGAAGGAAUUCCACGAUGCAGAGAGGAACGACACGGACAAAAUGCGGGAGCUGAUAAAGAAAGGAGUGGACAUCAAGGCCAAAAACAAAGUGAGCCGUACAGCGCUGCAUUGGGCGGCAGGGGCUGGAACGAGCAGGCUUACGUCUUUACUAGACCAUAAUAAUGAGGUGGAUGUGGAGGACAGUAAUGGGCUGGGUCUGCUGCACUGUGCCGCCCAGCGGGGUCAUAGCAGAGUGCUGGAGUUCAUCAUGGAGGACCUAGUAGAGGACGUACUGCUGGACCGGGUGGACAAUGAGGUUAUGAUCUGGAAGACAGCAUUUCACCUGGCUGCAGAACAUGGACAACUAGAGGUGGUUGAUUCCUCAUCGGUAUGGGUGUACUCACGCCUCAAGGAUAAGGAUGAAAACAUGGCCAUCCAUCUAGCAGCCAAGCAUGGACAUAAAGAGGUCCUGCAUAAGUUAGUUGAGACAGAGUGGACAUUGGACGAGAAACAUAGUGUGGACGGACUGACACCUCUGCACCUGUCCUCUGACGGAGGUCACUAUGAAUGUGUCAAACUACUGCUGGAGGGCUGUAAUGUCAACGCGCUGACAAACAAGAAUAUGAAUGCCCUCCACUACGUGGCCCAGCACGGCUUUGAGAGGGAGACCAGUCUGCUGCUGCAGGCGGGCGUCAACACAGACACGGUGGAUGGCCAACACACAUCCCCUCUUCACAUGGCCGUGCUCCACAACCACACUGAGGUGGUACGGCUGCUAAUAGAUGCUGAAUGUGACCUGGACAUAUCUGACAAUAGGCUCCAGACAGCCCUGCACAUCGCAGCAGAGCAUGGAAGACAGGACAUCGCUGAGAUGAUCCUCAUAGCUGGGGUUAACCUCAAACUACUGGAUAAGCAGGGGAAGACUUCUCUGGAGGUGGCAGCCAGAGGAAACAAUGUCAUCUUAGUGGACAUGAUCAUCAAAGCAGACCGGUUUUACAAGUGGGAAAAGGACAACGUGAUCAGCGAUGGUGAUUCGUGGCUGGGGAAGCAGCUGAGCUUUAAGCAGGACCACCAGGUGGAYACCCAGCACCUGCGCUCUGUCACGUGGAGGCUGGCCACCAAAGACCUAUCCCGCGGGGAGUGGAAGAGCCUCGCACAGCACUGGGGCUUCACGGAUGCCCACAUACGCUCCAUAGAGCAGCAGUGGACAGGUACAAAGAGCUUCAAGGAGCAUGGGCACCGUAUGUUGCUGAUCUGGCUGCAUYGAGUAGUCAUCGCAGGGGAGAACCCAAUCAAAGGCCUGUAUGAGGGACUGGCGGGGAUCUCCAGGACCGACCUAGCUGGUGAGUCAAUGGAACGGGGGACGGGAGUCAACACCCAUCAGGUAUUCGAACCGGAGCACCAGGGGUUGUCUUUAAUAGGCACAAUYGGCGAAAAGCAUUUUUUWAAAUAAAAAACAACWAUGGAUGUUCUUCCCUCUAGACCACACUGCUGUCUAGCCUGGGGGAMGUAG